Molecule: messenger RNA, 1068 nt
Organism: Verticillium dahliae VdLs.17
Lineage: Eukaryota; Fungi; Ascomycota; Sordariomycetes; Glomerellales; Plectosphaerellaceae
Exons: 5
Coding region: 1-1068 (355 amino acids)
Cellular component (GO): endoplasmic reticulum
Molecular function (GO): misfolded protein binding; protein-folding chaperone binding
Source: RefSeq, a predicted model, not a curated record
AUGACUCGGAAGGACGCCAGCGACUCUGGCAAGCUCGAGUGCGUCUGCGCGGGUUCGCAAUCUGACACGUCCUGUGACGGUGCUUACAAGUAUGAGUAUGGUUCAGUUGUUGCAACCGCUGCCGCUGUCAUGUCCAACUUUCUCUCCCUUCUAGGGUGGUCCUUUCUGCCGAAUUUCGUGACCGGCUGGACGCAGACCAUCUACUACUCCAUCACCAUACGCGCCGGCGACCCGCGCCCCCAGCCCGGCUCGGCCAGGUACAUCACCCACCGCCGCAGGAUCCACUUCCUCGUCGUGUCCCUCUACCUCCUCUACACGCUCUACGAGGCCGACCACGACCUGCGCCGCGACGGCAGCUUCUACGCGGACCUCGGCCUGUCGACGCUCGCGCCCGAAGACCGCGAGAUCAAGUCGCGCUUCCGCCGCCUCGCCGCCGUCCACCACCCCGACAAGUCGUCCGACGCCGACGGCGCCUCGCGCUUCAUCCACCUCAAGCUCGCCUCGGACACGCUCCUCAACCCGGCGGCGCGCUUCGCCUACGACCGCUUCGGCCCCGAGGUCACGCAGUGGCAGCGCCUCACCACGCUCACCCUCGUCACCCGGCCCCUGCCGCCCGCCUUCCUGACCGCCGCCAACGCCCUGACCUCCGCCCUCACCACGCGCCAGCCCCUGCUGCCCUUCCAGCUCAUCGCCCUCGCCCGCAAGGCCAGCAUCACCCUCUACAUUGCCUUUAACCAGCUCGGGCCCCUCAUCGACGUCUUGCUCGCCGGCGGCCCCCCGCAGCCCGACGACGACGACGACGCCAACGCCCAGGAGAGCCUGCACCAGGGCCUCGAGCGCCUCGACGCCCUGGCCCGCGGCCUCGACCACGACGCCGCCAAGCUGCUGUCCAUGGAGAUGGUGCCGUACGCCGGCGACGCCGAGGCCCUCGGCGCCGUCCGCGCCAAGGUCAAGGACUGGCUGGUCCAGAACACGAUCCGCGCCGACCCCAUGGUCAAGGACGCCGUGGGCAACUCCAUCCGCAGGCGCCGCACCGACGCGCCCGCCGGUGCCAAGGGAACCAGGUAG